Spinacia oleracea (spinach) is the source of this 1449-nucleotide messenger RNA. RefSeq lists its product as uncharacterized. Lineage: Eukaryota; Viridiplantae; Streptophyta; Magnoliopsida; Caryophyllales; Amaranthaceae. The coding region runs from base 186 to 1094 and encodes 302 amino acids. The transcript has a single exon. The record is from RefSeq and is a predicted model, not a curated record.
CUUUCUAACCACCACCAAGUAAGCAACCAAGACUAAUUCAAUUCCCCUCACACUCAAUUAUAUAAACCCUAUCUUCUCCUCUACUUUACCCCUCUCAUUAUUUCUUUCAUUCUUUCUCAAAUUCAGCAAUUUCUCCCUAACUCCAUUUUAAAGCAACAAUCCCCAAUUUUGUGCCUCAAAAAACAAUGGAAAUCCCAGUAAUUAAUUUCGAAGCAGGCAUAAACUCAUUUCGUAAUCCUUCAUUAAUUUAUCGAGUUAUCUCAAAUUUCGAGCUCGGAAAAUUAUCAUAUUCUAAUAGAAUAUGGAAAUGGGGCGCUCUUUUUCUUGCUUUAGUAUAUGGUUUUAGUAGUCUUGUUAACAAAAUCAAGUUGUUAGUCCUUUAUUAUCAUAAUAAAUCCAAAUCUUUAUUAGCUGCUUCCGAACCUCUAUUAUCCUCUUUAUACGAUGAGUUUGAUAGUGAUACUGGUAGUGAUUAUGAUGAGAACGACGACGUUUGCUCCUCCUGUGAUUCUUCCUCAGACGAAGACGACGACGAAAUAGAAGAGAUGUGCAAUGUAUCUUUUGAAGACGACGAUUUCAAUGUGAAGGGUAGUUUCGAUAAUUUCAGUGAAAGCCCUAUGCAAAAGGGUAAAUUCAAGCUUAUGCGCCGGAAACGAAGCUUCGUAGACAACUUUUCGUUGUCGGAUCUCGUUAAUGGAAACGGCGUCGUUAAGCUGUGGGAUGGAUUAGGUCUAGGAGUUGUAGAUGUUGAUAAUGCGUUUUCUUUUUUGGAUUUUGAUAAUUAUGAGAAUCACGAUUUCAUUAGUAGCUCGAAUUUCAGUUCGCCGGCAGUGUUUAUCUCCGCCGGAAGCGGAGGCGGGAAGUUAGGGUUAGACAUUUGGGAUUUGAGAACCGGUGGUGAAUCACCGGUGGUUCGUUCACAGUGGCGGUCGGACCAGCGGGGCAAAAUUGUGGGGAUGGAUUCCGGACGGACCGGGAAAGUGAGCGUUAGGAAUGACGACAAAAUGCUGUCGGCAGUUGGUGAUGUAAGGAAGGUGGAUACGCCGUUGACGGAGGAAUGCGAGGAGGAGAUGCGUUGGGACGCUGACGAGUGACGGCGUAAGCAGAACGACGGAGACCGGUAACGGUAAGUGGUAAACUCGCGAAGGUGGUGGGGAUUGAGUACGAAGCGGCCUUUCUGGAAUACGGUGCGGUGGCUGACAGCUGGAUUUCCAAAGUAAAAUGUGUUUCACGCGUCGGUGGAAAAUGGAUAGACGACUAAUGUUUUGAUUCGAAGAUUUCCCUUCCAAAAUGAUGCACUACUAUUAUUAGUAAAUAUGAGUUGAAUAAUUCGUUGUAGAUUAGGCAAAAAGAUGGAGUUCUAAAAAUGAUGAACUCCUUCUUCAGUUCUUCUUUACUUUGUAAAUACGUACAAGCUACGAUUCUUUUUAAAUUGAAAAACCUUAUUUG